AUGACGACUACGGAAAUUAAGAAACCCUAUCGGAUGGAGGAUUUCCUGCGUCCGCAACUCUUUCAGCAGGUGGCUCAGAUGGUACAUUUCCAGUGGCGAAGGAAUCCAGAGGACAACAGCAUUGUGAAUGCCUCCAUGGCACCAUUUUGGUUGUCGGCAUUUCUCAAUAUCUUGUUCUUUGGCUGCAAUGGCUGGGAUAUCAUAGGUCACCUUUGGCUGGGACGUCCUGCCAAUCAAAAUCCCCCCGUAUUAAGCAUCACCAUUUACUUCUCGAUCAGGGGACUAAUGCUGUUCCUAAAACGAAAGGAUAUCGUUGAGUUUGUUAAUGACCUGGACCGCGAGUGCCCACGGGACCUGGCCAGCCAAUUGGACAUGCAGAUGGAUAAGACAUACCGCAACUUUUGGCAGAGGUAUCGCUUUAUCCGGGUCUAUGCUCAUCUCGGUGGUCCUAUGUUCUGUUUAAUGCCAGUGGCCUUUUUUCUCCUGACCCAUGAGGGGAAGGAUUCACCAGUUCUCCAGCAUGAACAACUUCUUGGUGGCUGGUUGCCAUUCAAUGUACGGAAAGAUCCAAAAUUCUACUUUCUAGUCUGGAUCUUCGACCUGGCGUGCACCGUUUGUGGCGUCUCUUUCUUCAUCACUUUCGACAAUCUGUUUAAUGUGAUGCAGGGACACUUGAUUAUGCACCUGAACCGUCUUGCCCGGCAGUUUGCAGAACUUGAUCCCCGCAAGAGUUUAACCAACGAGGCGAAGUUCUUUUCGGAAUUCAGAUUGUUGGUUCAGAGACAGCAGCUGCUGAAUGGUCUGUGCGGCAGAUAUAAUGAAAUCUUUAAGGUUGCUUUCCUGGUUAGCAACUUUGUGGGCGCCGGUUCCCUCUGCUUCUACCUCUUCAUGCUGUCGGAGACAUCAGAUGUGCUGAUCAUAGCCCAAUACAUUAUACCCACUAUGGUCCUGGUAGUCUUUACCUUUGAGAUCUGUCUACGCGGAACGCAAUUGGAGUCGGCAUCCGAGGGGCUGGAAAUGUCGCUACGGAGCCAGGAAUGGUAUCUGGGAAGUCAGCGGUACAGGAAGUUCUAUCUUCUCUGGAUGCAAUAUUGCCAAAGGACACAGAAACUGGGAGCCUUUGGAUUGAUCGAAGUGAACAUGGUGCACUUUACAGAAAUCAUGCAGCUGGCCUACAGGCUCUUCACUUUUCUUAAAUCUCAUUAA
Messenger RNA from Drosophila eugracilis, 1206 nucleotides. RefSeq names its product odorant receptor 88a (gene Or88a). Gene Ontology annotation, molecular function: olfactory receptor activity; odorant binding. Gene Ontology annotation, biological process: sensory perception of smell; detection of chemical stimulus involved in sensory perception of smell. NCBI's taxonomy places the organism in Eukaryota, Metazoa, Arthropoda, Insecta, Diptera, Drosophilidae. Gene Ontology annotation, cellular component: plasma membrane. The record is from RefSeq and is a predicted model, not a curated record.